AUGUUUUUUGAUCGUCGCUCCACCUCUUGUUUGUCUUCUCCCCUCCUGCCCGCUGUCACUUCCUUGGGGGAGGUAGUUUCUCCUGCUCCUCAGUCAGAUGGGGAGGUCGAGCAGGAUCAGCUCGCCUUUACUAUCAAAGCUCUGUCUCGCCCUCAGUUGCAGCUUUUCGAGACUGUCUUCAUCACUGGGAAGUCGCUGUCUGCCUAUUGUGAGGACGAUCUCUUAUGGUCACUCCUGGCGGCAGUAGCUUCUCGUGGACCAAUUAAGACUUGUAGUCUCGGCAAGAUUCUUCGGUACCGCUACUUCGCUCGUCGGUGUAAUCAGGACCUGGCAUAUAGUCACAGGUUUCUGGAACUCCAAGGGACUCCUGCACAGCAUGUUACUUGGGGUAUUCCUUUGGACGUUUGGCAUCGGUACAACGCGGCCCUCCAUGAUCGCACUUCAUCUACUUCGACUCUUUUAGAGUUGAACAUGCUUGAUGAGCAGGACGAGGUCGCCGCUGAUCAACAGGAGCUCCAGAGGUUCCUCGCACUGCAACAGGACGAGGCCUCUGUUGCAGCCAAACGAAAGCGUGUCCAUUCUCCACUGCCUUCUACCAAGAAGGUUCAUUUGGAGGCUUCCAAAAAGCGCCCUCAUCCUGCCCCUCGCGCCUCCCCUUCCCAAAUGGAGGUACCUCACAGGGACCUGCCGAUGCAGGGUCCCAGUGAUCUGGCUCGGUUGGCAGCUGUGGCAGAAGCUCAGUCCAGUUUGGUUCAACAAGCCGUUUCCUCUCCCCCUGUCCGAACACCUAUAAAAGGAGCAGGACAGGACCUUCUUUCAUCCAACAUGCCUCCCACUCCCCGUCCCACUUUGGUACCUUGCACUUACACUGUGCAUCCCUAUCGUGCUGAAAACCAGCGCCUCGCUGCUCGGGUUCGUUCACUGGAGUCUCAGCUUGCUGACUCGCAAUGGGAGAACUCCUCCCUUACCUCUGCUCUUCGGAAUACUUCGCAUGCUCUCGAAUCUUGA
Lentinula edodes (shiitake mushroom) is the source of this 1008-nucleotide messenger RNA. RefSeq lists its product as uncharacterized. Bases 1 to 1008 code for a protein of 335 amino acids. The transcript has 3 exons. Lineage: Eukaryota; Fungi; Basidiomycota; Agaricomycetes; Agaricales; Omphalotaceae. The record is from RefSeq and is a predicted model, not a curated record.